GGCGGCUCUCCGGAGCCGGUGAGAUCGCCGGGCGGAGCGAACAAUGGGCCGGGGGCUCGGGCGAGCGGGGCGCUCUGCCAAGCGGUUGGGAGAGCGGCGGUAACGAUGGCAUUUGUUCAGCGCUCGCUAGGUGCAGAGCACCGUUCCGAGCGGUGGGACCGUUGGGCAACAGAGCCCCGCCCCGGGCGGGGUCGGGGCGGGACGCUCGUUAAGGGAUGGGCCGGGAAGGGCGGGUCCCGAAGGAAAGGGGGCUAGGGUGGAGGGACCGUUGGGCGUUUUCCUCCCCGGCGGCAUGCGGCACCGCACCCUUGCUUCCGCUCCCGCCCUCUGGGCUUCCAUUCCCUGUCCCCGCUCCGAGCUGAGCCUGGAUCUCGUGCUGGCCUCCGGUCAGUCCUUCCGGUGGAGGGAGCAGAGCCCAGGGUAUUGGACCGGUGUCCUGGCGGGUCGGGUAUGGACACUGACCCAGGCUGAGGAGAGGCUCUACUACACCGUGUACAAGGCAGAGGCUGGCAGCCCUGAUCUCAGGAAGGAGACGGCAGAAGAGCAGGAGAUCCUGCACCAGUUCUUCCAGUUGGAUGUGCAGCUGGCAGAACUUUACCGACACUGGGGCUCUGUAGACCCGCACUUCCGGCAAGUGGCGCAGAAGUUCUUGGGAGUGCGGCUGCUACGGCAGGAUCCCGUGGAGUGUCUCAUCUCCUUCAUCUGUUCCUCCAACAAUCACAUCUCUCGUAUCACUCGUAUGGUGGAGCAGCUCUGCCAGGCUUUUGGUCCACGGCUCUGCCACUUGGACUCAGUGCCUUAUCACAGUUUUCCUAGCUUGCAAACCCUGGCAGGGUCUGAUGUGGAACAGCAGCUCAGGGCACUGGGAUUUGGCUACCGGGCUAGGUUCGUGAGUGAGAGUGCCCAGACCAUCCUGAGCGCGCAUGGGCCUGACUGGCUACAGAGACUGCGCACAGCUUCCUACACGGAGGCCCGGCAGGCACUCUGCUCACUGCCCGGAGUCGGGGCUAAGGUGGCAGACUGCGUGUGCCUCAUGGCACUAGACAAGCCUGGGGCUGUACCGGUGGACACCCAUGUCUGGCAGAUUGCCCACAGGGACUACCAGUGGCAGCCAGCUUCUGGAUGCAAGAGUGUGAGUGAGAAGGCUAACAGGGAACUAGGUGACUUUUUCCGGAAUCUCUGGGGCCCUUAUGCUGGCUGGACUCAAGCGGUUCUGUUCUGCGCAGAUCUGAAGCCAGCCCAGGCCUCGAAGCAGCAGCUCAAACAGAAAAAGCAGAGAGUAGAGGAAUGCUCGGUGCUGGAUAAAGUCUUUGGCUGGACACGGAGCCGGGACACAUCCGUCAGCAACAGACCCCGGGCCCCCUGCUGCACCCUGGCGCUCUGACCCCCCCCACCCUCCUGGCCCUGGACCUCUUCUCGACAGCUGUGGCGAUUGAGGCAAGGCACGGGGCCGGGCCCGGGCCGAGAUGGCGGGUGGGGUGGACCAGGGCAGAGGGAAGCCCAGUGGGGCAUAUCUUGCCUGGCCAAGCAAGGUAGUGGGAUGGUGGGGGGCAGGGGCGGGAAGGAGAGAGGGGAAUCAGAAAGACAAGGACUCAGAGGCUUCAGGAUGAAGCUCCUAAUACCAGAG
Molecule: messenger RNA, 1627 nt
Organism: Ornithorhynchus anatinus (platypus)
Lineage: Eukaryota; Metazoa; Chordata; Mammalia; Monotremata; Ornithorhynchidae
Gene: OGG1
Product: 8-oxoguanine DNA glycosylase
Exons: 8
Coding region: 293-1384 (363 amino acids)
Biological process (GO): nucleotide-excision repair; base-excision repair; base-excision repair, AP site formation
Cellular component (GO): nucleus
Molecular function (GO): damaged DNA binding; 8-oxo-7,8-dihydroguanine DNA N-glycosylase activity
Source: RefSeq, a predicted model, not a curated record